This is a messenger RNA of Drosophila montana, 626 nucleotides long. Its product is annotated as MRN complex-interacting protein. NCBI's taxonomy places the organism in Eukaryota, Metazoa, Arthropoda, Insecta, Diptera, Drosophilidae. The record is from RefSeq and is a predicted model, not a curated record. Gene Ontology annotation, cellular component: nucleus. The coding region runs from base 97 to 594 and encodes 165 amino acids. Gene Ontology annotation, molecular function: chromatin binding. Gene Ontology annotation, biological process: mitotic G2 DNA damage checkpoint signaling. The transcript is spliced from 2 exons.
AAAAAUAAAUAAUGUAAUAUGGCAACGCUGACCCUGCUCAUAUGGCGGCGUUCAUUUAAAAUACAACACAAGCCAUAAAGUUUCGGAUACUAAAGUAUGUCUCAACAAAUACGCGUUUUACAAUGUGUGGAGUGCAGUUUAUAUCAGGUGGACAUUGUCAAGAAGACAAACAAAUGGGAGUGUAAAGUUUGCCGCUUAAAACAGAUGGUACACAAGGAAUUCUUUCGCGGUUCCGGUGCUGAAUGCCGUGCAAAGGUGCAACACCUUAACCUGGAGCAUGGUCAAAAGCAACAAGCACAGGAAGAGCGUAAAAUAUUGGAGGCGCUUCAAAAUGUGGAGUGCGACAGUUCUUCGGCUGCGCAGCUGCCGCCAUCUCAUUGCAUUAAGGGUCCAAGCAAAUGGUCAGAUUAUGUUGAUGAACCCAUUGCCCAGAAUCGGAUUGGAUCGGAUCGGAUACAUGCCCAAGAAAAAGACUUUGAUGAGCCAGGUAAUAGUUCAUUACCCAAAAAGCAAUGUAAUUCCAGAAAGCGCACGGCUCAAAAUGAAUUCGUAGCUAAUCAAAAGGCAUCCUCAAAAUGGCAAAACUUUCUGUAGUUGGCUUAAAUAAAAAGGAACGUUCGUUUAAA